Messenger RNA from Ostertagia ostertagi, 360 nucleotides. NCBI's taxonomy places the organism in Eukaryota, Metazoa, Nematoda, Chromadorea, Rhabditida, Trichostrongylidae. The record is from the annotation of a GenBank genome assembly.
AUGUAUUCCCUAUCCAUCGUUUUUAGGAUAAUCCAUGAUCAAGGUUUCACUGAAAGCGAAAAGCGACAGCGCCGAUAUGUCGUGAAUUUGAAUCUUAUAGCUGGAAUGGUGGAGGUCAUUCACGUUGUAUCUGCCACCGCUAGAAAAUUCCAGAAUCCCAAUUCCGAGGAGCUGACGAGAAAGAUAACGAAAUAUUACGAAGAGGUAAGGAACAGCGAUGCUGCAGAACUCACAGAAGUUGUUGCGGACGCUAUAGCUAGACUUCUGGAAGACGCUGCUAUUCAGGAAGUGAUUCAGCAAGGCUCCGAUCUUGGUAUCGAAGAAAGCUUCAUGUACUUCCUUCGCGAGUUGCCGAGAUAG